Messenger RNA from Rhizoctonia solani, 2373 nucleotides. Its product is annotated as asparaginase. The transcript is spliced from 12 exons. The coding region runs from base 1 to 2373 and encodes 790 amino acids. The record is from RefSeq and is a predicted model, not a curated record. Gene Ontology annotation, molecular function: RNA binding; asparaginase activity; protein binding. Lineage: Eukaryota; Fungi; Basidiomycota; Agaricomycetes; Cantharellales; Ceratobasidiaceae. Gene Ontology annotation, biological process: amino acid metabolic process.
AUGGGUAGUGUCAUUGGCCGCGGGGGCAGUAAAAUAAAGGAAAUUCAAGAUGCAAGUGGGGCAAAACUCAACGCGAGUGAGGGCAUGCUUCCAGGGUCGACCGAGCGAAUCUUGAGCGUGUCCGGAGUAGCAGACGCCAUUCAUAUCGCAACCUAUUACGUCGGAAACAUUCUUAUCGAAGCUGCUGAACGACAACCACACAGCAGCUCGACAUCCACCUACCGUCCAUCUGGAACUUCGUCCCGCGGCCCCCGAUAUGCACCAACUCCUACUUACUCAGGUUACUACGGCUACCCACCGCCACCAGCCCCAGCUCCUUACCCUCCUGGUCCUCCGCAAACCCAGCAAAUAUACAUACCCAAUGAUUUGGUCGGAUGCAUAAUCGGAAAGGGAGGUAGUAAAAUCAACGAGAUUAGAAGUUUGAGUGCCAGCCAGAUCAGAAUUAUGGAGCCGGGGUGCAAGGCCCUCCCGGAACGGCGCAGGGUAACCCAAAUGAACGCUCGAAUACAGGAACGAUUGGAAUGCUUGUCAAUGAAGUGGGAAGCUACGCCCCCGAGCCCUUCUUUCCUCACACAAACACUCCGUGCCCAAGCUAGAUUCCACGACCCCGAAGGCGCAUCCUUAUUCUCCAAUGCGAGCAAUGUUGCGAAUUAUCGUCAAUGGUCGAAUCGUUCGGGCAACUCCACUCCGUCGGUAGCGAUGGCGGGCGAAGCAGGAAACCACCAACCCGAGUUGCUCGUACGGUCUUCGAGACCGAUUCGGCGCCAGAAUGUACGUGAUGGCGAGGUGAAAAAGGACGGAUACUAUGAAGGGUAUCUGCCUAGUCUUGUUACACCCCGGAGUAAAGCUGUAGGAGGGAAUACGAAGAGGGUCAGGUAUGCUAUUUUGGAGUGGCAGCCCUUGCUGGAUAGUAGCAAUAUGCGCCCAGAAGAUUGGCUGGCGAUUGCUACGGAAAUCGAGCUGAAUUACAGUACCUAUGAUGGAUUUAUCGUCCUCCACGGAACGGAUACGAUGUGCUACACUUCUAGCGCACUGAGCUUCCUGCUGGAAGAUUUGGGAAAGACUGUCAUUAUUACCGGUGCUCAAAUUCCACUUUCUCAACUGAGGAACGACGGAAUCGAGAAUCUUCUUGGAGCACUGUCUAUUGCGGGGCAGUAUGUGAUCCCAGAGGUAUGUUUGUACUUCAACCACACACUCUUCCGAGGGAACCGCGUAUCAAAAGUCUCGUCUUUUGAUUUGAACGCAUUUGCGAGUCCUAAUUUUCCACCACUUGUGAACGUUGGCAUCGAUAUCGUGGUAAAUUGGGGCGAGGUUAUCAGGUCGAAUAGUAUGCAGCGAUUUAGGGCUCACAAAGAUAUGUGCGUCGACGUUGCGACCCUUCGCAUCUUUCCGGGUAUAACAACACCCAUUGUCCGGGCGUUUCUUGCGCCACCCCUCCAAGGCGUCGUGCUUGAGACCUUUGGCGCCGGAAACGCACCCCAACGACCAGAUCUCUUAGAUGCACUAAGAGAGGCGUGCGCAAGGGGAGUGGUGAUAGUUGCUAUUUCUCAGUGCGCAAAGGGUUCGGUCUCGCCUGCAUAUGAUACCGGAAGGACUUUGGCCGAAUGCGGGGUUGUGCCCGGAGGAGAUAUGACACCCGAGUGCGCUCUGGCCAAAUUGGCAUAUCUAUUAUCCAAGAAAGAUCUGACUCCCGAAGGAGUUCGAGAAUUAGUAUCUCAGCCUCUACGAGGAGAGCUGACACUCCCAACUCCCCUCACUCGUCCAACUACAACUGCACUCGACUCGAUUCAAGAUCUUCUAUCUGAAAUCUUACGCCUUUCUCAACACUCUAAGCCUAGCAACGAUUCAACUGGAACGGCUCCAUGGAGCACAACUGCCUCUCACGCAAACAGCACUGAGCUUGCUCUUUUGCCAUAUUUAAUGCAUUUGGCCGUUGCGAGGGACGAUCCAGCGAGCGUCGCGAAUACUGCAUCUCAUCCACGCCACAGACCUCCGCAAAGUGCCCAUGGGACUCCAACAGCCGAACACCCCCAUCAUCACCUGGGUGGGCCUAACCAGUUCGCACAGGGUGCGGCCAAUGCACCGUUACCUGGUUCGUUGCACACACCUUUGCAUACAGCUGCACUACAAGGUUCGACUCGCUGCACCCGUGCAUUGUUGGAGGUUGGAGCGCUGGUGCAUGUGCGGGAUGCACUAGAUCAUACAUGCCUGUUCUACGCUGCGAGGGUGCGGGCACGGGAAGUUGUCCAGAUGCUGGUCGAGGCCGGUGCGCAUCUGGGUGAGACGGACAAGCGGGUUGCACUGGGUAUUGGUAUAUCCGGAGGGAAGGAAGAGCAGGAGAUUUGGAAGCUUGCAGGUCUCGAAGUGAAUUGA